CUGCCAAAAGCCAAGUCAACUGCGUAAGCUGGCCUUCGCGUCCAAAUCCUGCAAUGAUCAACUAACUGGGUCGAAUGAACAAACAGAUGCCGGCUAUGUCAUGCACGAAAAGUGAAAUGCACUGGAGGCCAUCCGUGCGAGACAUGCCGUCAAAUAGGCAAGGCCGAUGAAUGCACCUUCCCCCAGCGUUCACGCCUCGUCAAGGUGACUCAAAGGUGAGGACUCUCAUCAAGUACCUCGCACUGAAAUGGAACACGCAUCUCACCACCGCCAACAGUUACAUCGACAAGAUCCUCGAGGAAAACAAAAGGCUGAAGCACCAGCUCACGCCUCCAGAGACAGGCGGUACCCUCGGCGCCACAGAAGAUGACAAUGACCAACCGCCCAGCACAAUUGCUGGCCAACAGAGCCUGGAGACGGUCGUCGACCCAGCGAGGACAGACACCAUGGAUGUGCGCCCGUGGUUCAUCAACACCAGCGUCACGGACACGCCCAUCUUGAUGGCCGCGGUGGCCGAUGCUGCCUUUGCAACGCGCUUUCGGCAGGUCAUCUCCGACGCUCAGAUGCCUCAGUACAAGCACCUUCCACGCGUCAACUACGCCCCAGAUCGCCAGCUCAUAGCGCUGGGUGAUGCUGACAUCAAGUGGCCUGGUCCUUCACGCAGCCGCUUUCUCGUCGAUGUCGCACUUAAACCCCUGAGUCGUUCCUAUCACAUUGUCCGUCGUAGCAUCGUCCUGGACAACGUCGAGAGGAGCAUCCAAGACCCGUCCUGGGGCGACUCCUUCCAGAGGGGCAAGCUGUGGGCGCUGUUUGCCGUUGGCGAGCUCUACUCAGCGAGGUCGGCCUCCGACAAGGUCUUUCCAGGUAUGGCAUACUUUGCAAAAGCCCUCCGGGUCAUAGGCCGCUCCCACGAACGGCCCAACGUGGAGGCAAUCGAGACUCGCCUCAUCUUGGCCUUCUUUUCGCUUGCCCUGAAUCGCCGGUACAGCGCCUACUGGAUCUCGGGCACCUCUAUGCGCAUGGCCAUCGUCAUAGGUCUGCAUCUACACAUUCCGCCCUCGCAGAUAGGAGACGCAGCCGUCUGCGAGCACAGGAAGCGAGUGUUCUGGUCCGCUUAUAUCAUUGACAGGAUGUGGGCGUCCAUGCUUGGCCACCCUCCUGCAGUGCAGGAUGAGGAUAUCGACGUUGGACUCCCGUCGGAUGUCGUCGUUGCCCCGGAACUCGCCGGUGACUUUGCCGACGCUGCGUACUACAUCGCCAGUCUGCGGCUUGCAAGCGUUGUCACGAGAACCAUCCGGUCGAUCUACGGGAGGAGGAAUACCGGCAAGACAUUCACCGCCAGGGUGCAGCAGGCUCUGACUGAUCUGCGUGUCUGGGUAGAGGAGCUACCCAGUCACCUUCAUGUUGACGCUCAGGGGUUUGCGGAUUCCGUCCCCAAGCCAGUUUCUCUCCAUCUAUCAUUCAACCAGUGCGCCAUAUUGACAACGCGGCCUGUCCUGCUUCACGUACUCCGCACGCACAUCGAAUCAUCGUCUGCUUCCGCCGCAAGCGACGCUCGACUGCCCGCCAGUGCCGUCACCUUGGCUGAGACGUGCAUCCGCUGCGCGCGGCAUUCCAUUCGCCUCCUCACCGAAGCAUGGGUUGACGGCACCUUUGCCACCUUUGACUUCUUCUACACGCAGUACCUCUUCUCGGCGCUCCUCGUUCUCGCCGUCUCCAGCCUGCUGGGCACAAAGGAAAGUGCCUGCGAUCGGGAUGCCUUUGAGGACGCAGCUCGCUUCCUGGAGCAGCUCAAGGAGGCAGGCAACUUUGCAGCGCACGAGUUUUGGCAUCACGUGGACGCGACCAAGGCCGUGCUCGAUGCCAUGCACAACAAGCGCAGCGCAAAGGAGACAGGCCACUCCCUCUCUCAGACGGUAGGGGCAGACAUCGGCGAAGGGGCUACUAGUCAGGCCAGCAUGGCACCAGCGCCCUACUUUGCUUCCGAGGCCGCGCCCACAACGGCCGGCAUGGCAUUAACCGAGCCCUCGUUGCAGCAGCUCCUCGCUCAGCCGUCGCUGGAUCUGCAGUUCCUGGAGGGGUCUGUGUAUGAUCAGUACUCGCAGGGGCUGUAUUGGCCUGAUCUGACGUCCGACUGCUGGGCAUCGGACGGGUGGCCUACGUCGUAAUCAGCCACAACUGGCAACGCAAGCAAGCAAGCUGCACACGCACCCGUCUGCUUAUCUUGCUUCUUCAUGCAAGUGACACCUGCCAACGUCGCGUGCGACGCCGGCCGGCGAAACACCCCGCUCUCGCUCGGGUUACCCCAAAGUAGCAGGAACCUGACACUGACCUCAUCGCCCCCAUGAUAAGCCGGGGGACUGGAGCCCACGAUGCUGGAUUGCAACGACGACGACGCAUCUGCCAAGGACCGACAAGUGCUAGAUAAGCCACGGCUACGCAGUUCCGCUCACAUGACCACCCCUGUAAACGGUCGCUGCCAAGCUUUGUGGAAGAAGGGUGGGAAGCACAAAACGUGGGGAAGAUGGGGUGUGAUCGGCUCGCGCAGUUGCGCUAGGAGAGAAGAAGCAACAGCCCACGGCGGAUCACGGACAUGACCAACGAAACUGUUGCACAACAUUCAGCUGGCCUCAUCAUUCCGAACAAUCAAUUUGGAUUGUUUAGGA
Emericellopsis atlantica is the source of this 2666-nucleotide messenger RNA. Its product is annotated as fungal-specific transcription factor domain-containing protein. NCBI's taxonomy places the organism in Eukaryota, Fungi, Ascomycota, Sordariomycetes, Hypocreales, Bionectriaceae. Gene Ontology annotation, molecular function: zinc ion binding; sequence-specific DNA binding. The record is from RefSeq and is a predicted model, not a curated record. Gene Ontology annotation, biological process: DNA-templated transcription; positive regulation of transcription by RNA polymerase II. The coding region runs from base 171 to 2168 and encodes 665 amino acids. Gene Ontology annotation, cellular component: nucleus. The transcript is spliced from 2 exons.